AAACCGUAGAUGGUACAAAGUACAAUUCAAUCCAAAGAGAUCAGGCCGUGAUUAGAUUGGUCGGAAGAAGGAAUGGGUCAAAGUAAAUCCAAAACAGGAUAUAUUCUAUAACGUAAUGACAUAACCACCCCUGUAUUUUUCUAUUUUUGCUUGUUUUUCAAAAAGAAUUGAGGAUAGAAUGGGGCUUUCAACUAUGAAAUUAAUUUUUCCUUCGAUCCCGAAAUAUCAGCCGUUGGAUGCGGUGCACAUAGCAAAGAUGAAGAUCACGUCGCUUAAACGUUGUACAAAAUCUCUCUACUCGGAACCAACAUCCCUUAAACUUGGGUAGAAACUUGUUCCCUUUUCUCUUUUUUUAUUUAUCUCUCUUUAAUCUGUCACUAUUUCUUUUUGUUAUAUAUAACAGUUGAUUCUUGAUCCAAGAACAAUAUCUUCUUCCUUCAUAACAUAGUGACAUCAUCACUCUGUUCUCAAGCUUGUUCCUGGUCCACCACCACCAUCACUUACUCCUCUUUCAAAUUCGUUACACACUUUCUCACAAAUUAAAUCAUUUUAAAAGUUUUUAAGUUGGAGAAAAUCACCAAAUCCACCUAAACCCAUUUCUUUAAAUCAUUUCAUUUCUAUUACCGUGGCAUUAAAGAAAAAACCACAUAAUCUUCCAGCUCAGUAUAAUGACAGAGAUCGAUUUAGAACAAGGAGCGGCGUACGGUUAUCACCGCCGCUCGUUCGGUGGAAGUGACGUCAGCGUAUAUUAUUCAGACGGGGAGGACAUGACGUCAUGUUACUCAUACUUCUAUUCGACCACGGGAGUAGGACCGUACGAAUACGAAGGAGGAGAGUCGAGGAAAGUGUCGUCCGUGAUGAGUUCCUCGGAGAUGGAUGAUGAUGGGGGUGAUGAUGCGACGGCGCUGCCGGAGAAAGACUGUAGGAUAUGUCAUUUAGGGGUGGCGGAAACGAGCGGUGGAGGUGCGAUGGAGUUAGGGUGUUCGUGUAAGGAAGAUUUGGCUAUUGCUCAUAGACAAUGUGCCGAAACUUGGUUCAAGAUCAAAGGCGACAAAAUCUGCGAGAUUUGUCAAUCGGUAGCGAAAAACGUGGGCGGUGCAAACGAGAUGGUUACGUCAACAGUGGACGAAAGAGAGGUGAGAAACGGUGGAGGCGGUGAGGAGACUGCGGCCGUAGCAGCAGCAAUGGCGAUAGAGAACAGGUGGCAGCCACAGAGAGUGGUGAAUAUAGUGUUAGCUUGUAUGGUCUUUGGCUUCGUCGUGUCAUGGCUCUUCCACUUCCAUGUUUCAUCUUCUUCUUGAAACUUUUACAUACGCUCUUUCUUUGCAUUCAAACAACAUAUUUUUACCAUAUAUCAAAAGAGUUUUUGAUUCUUUGUAUAUAUGUAAACAAACAAAAACUAUUUACUCUUUGCAACCGAAACCUUUUUGUUAUAAAUAAAUAAAUAAUGAUUAAAUCUGGAGAGGAUAAUAAAAGCAA
This is a messenger RNA of Brassica napus (rape), 1479 nucleotides long. RefSeq lists its product as uncharacterized. Gene Ontology annotation, molecular function: zinc ion binding. Lineage: Eukaryota; Viridiplantae; Streptophyta; Magnoliopsida; Brassicales; Brassicaceae. The record is from RefSeq and is a predicted model, not a curated record. Bases 669 to 1301 code for a protein of 210 amino acids. The transcript has 2 exons.